This is a messenger RNA of Plasmodium knowlesi strain H, 1818 nucleotides long. Its product is annotated as SICAvar, type I (fragment). The annotation marks the transcript as partial. The record is from RefSeq and is a predicted model, not a curated record. NCBI's taxonomy places the organism in Eukaryota, Apicomplexa, Aconoidasida, Haemosporida, Plasmodiidae. The transcript is spliced from 3 exons.
GAUGAGAUAAACAGUGUCGUUAAUGAAGAAUUAAAGGAACUUCUAGAAAAAAUUACGAAUCAUGGGCAUUGGAAACAGAAGGAAUUUGACCAAUACUGCAAGGAGAAUAUUGGUUCUUCGUGGUCAAACGACACCGGCGGAGAAAAAACUGCAAAGCAAAAAGCUUGUAAGCUUUUUGCUUUAGGUUUAAAACACAUUUCUGAUAUUAAGAACAACAACAACCAAAAGGAUGAUCAUGCUGUACCACUUAAACAAACUAUGAUGUGCGCAGCACUUAAUCUUUAUGCUGAUCAAUUAAUUACAAAAGCAACAGAUCAAUGUCCUCUCGAUGGAACUAAAUUGGGACAGGCAAUAAAAUACGCUUUUGAUAAUAAUAGUAAUGCCACUAGGAGUGGAGCAAAUUCAUGCAAAACUGGUAGUGGUACUAAUUCUUGUUUCUUUUGCGAAAGACAUGAAAAUUUUCCCGAUUGCCGAAUUGGCAGCAAUCCCACUGACAAAGUAAAGGACAGAAUGAUCGACCUCCUCAACAACGAAGACGCAACCAACUCCGAACCCAAAUCCAACACCCCUAACAUGACCAAAACACUAAACAAAAUAAAUAAAAUAGAAUCAUUCUGUACUCAAGUCCAAUGUGCCAUUAAACAAUACGGAAUGAGGAACAAUAAAAAAAAAGGCCAGAAUGGAACAGUGACUUGGGAUGCCUUGAGCAAUGAGAUCGGAAAGGAAUUAAAUGAACUUCUAGAAGAUAUGAACGACUCCAAGAAGCAGUCGGACGCUGCCAAAUAUUGCAAUGACAACAACCCCCCAUGGUAUAAACUUGGCCAUAAAGAAAGGAAAACAAAUAAAGCAGCUUGUUUGCAUUUUGCUGCAGGACUGCAGCACGUUUAUACCCAUGGUAUUGCCCAAAGGAAGGGCCAUGUUAAGGGCCAGUUUAAUGGCCCAUCGCUUGAACAAACGAUGGGUUGUUUAUUUCUUAAGGAAUAUGCAAAACAAUUAAAAGAAAUGGCAAAUAAGAAAAAACAAGGACAUAGUUGGGUACAUCCUCUUUGUGACAUAGAUAAGGGCAUAACACAUGCUUUUAGCAAAAGUGAAAAAAUUAUGGAAGAAUCACCUCAAUGCAAAGAUACUAAUGAUCCUAAUUCUUGUUUUGAAUGCACAUUAAAGGAUGAUUAUAUUAAUUGCUCCAUUGGCCAAGACAGUGUAAAGGACAAAGUGGAAUCAAUGUUCAAGGACGAUUCCAUGAAACAAGAACAAAUGGAAAAAACAUUAGAGAAUACAGUCUGUCCCAUCCUUCUUACGGAUCUCCUUACCCCUUUUCUUCCUUUGGCUCCUGUCUCCAUUGGCCUUUCUGCUAUGGCUUAUUACCUUUGGAAGUAUUUUGGCCAACUGGGUAAAAUAAGACGUUUCAGAAGAGCUCCUUUAAGAAUUCCUGGUUCAUCGGUACAGGAACAAGUCCUCGAUCAUGUGCAGCAGGAAGCCGGUCCACAUGAAUAUCGAUUGGUGAAGGAACGAAAACUUCGUUCUGCUCCAACCAGAACGAAGCGUUCUGGUCGCGUGAAUCGUCGCACGAUUAUUGAAAUUCAUUUUGAAGUGUUGGACGAAUGUCAAAAAGGGGACACCCAAUUGAACCAGAAGGAUUUUCUGGAACUUUUAGUUCGAGAGUUCAUGGGAAGCGAAUUUAUGGAAGAAGAACAGGUUCCUAAGGAAGAGGUUCUUAUGGAAGGUGUUCCUUUGGAACGAGUUCCCAUGGAAAGUGUUCCAAUGGAAUGUGUUCCAAUGGAACGUGUUCCAAAUUUAGGUUCCGGGUUUAUGGUUUAA